Molecule: messenger RNA, 3594 nt
Organism: Symphalangus syndactylus (siamang)
Lineage: Eukaryota; Metazoa; Chordata; Mammalia; Primates; Hylobatidae
Gene: TSKU
Product: tsukushi, small leucine rich proteoglycan
Molecular function (GO): protein binding
Source: RefSeq, a predicted model, not a curated record
GCAGCUUCCAUGUGGUGUUGAGCCUGUGGGUACACAGAAGUCAAGAAUUGAGGUUUGGGAACCUCUGCCUAGAUUUCAGAAGAUGUAUGGAAACACCUGGAUGCCCAGGCAAAAGUUUGCUGCAGGGGCGGAACCGUCAUGGAGAACCUCUGCUAGGGCAGUGCAGAAAGGAAAUGUGGGGUUGGAGUAGAGUCCCUACUGGGGCACCGCCUAGUGGAGCUGUGAGAAGAGGGGCACUGUCCUCUAGACCGCAGAAUGGCACAUCCACCAACAGCUUGCACUGUGCACCUGGAAAAGCUGCAGACACUCAAUGCCAGUCCGUGAAAGCAGCCAGAAAGGAGGCUGCACCCUGCAAAGCCAUGGGAGUGGAGCUGCCCAAGGCUGUGGGAACCCACCUCUUGCAUCAGCAUGACUCAGAUAUGCAAGACAUGGAGUCAAAGGAGAUCAUUUUGGAACUUUAAGAUUUGAUUGCCGUGCUGGAUUUUGAACUUGCCUGGGGCCUGUAGCCCCUUUGUUUUGGCUAAUUUCUUCCAUGUGGAACAGCUGUAUUUACCCAAUGCCUGUACACCCAUUGUAUCUAGGAAGUAACUAACUUGCUUUUGAUUUUACAGGCUCAUAGGUGGAAGGGACUUGUCUCAGAUGAGACGUUGGACUGUGGGCUUUUGGGUUAAUACUGAAAUGAGUUAAGACUUUGGGGGACUGUUGGGAAGGCAUGAUUGGUUUUGAAAUGUGAGAACAUGAGAUUUGGGAGGGACCAGGGGCGGAAUGAUAUGGUUUAGCUGUGCCCGCACCCAAAUCUCAACUUGAAUUGUAUCUCCCAGAAUUCCCAUGUGUUGUGGGAGGGACCCAGUGGGAGGUAAUUGAAUCAUGGGGGCCAGUCUUUCCCGAGCUAUUCUCAUGAUAGUGAAUAAGUCUCACGAGAUCUGAUGGGUUUAUCAGGGGUUUCAGCUUUUGCUUCCUCCUCAUUCUCUCUUGCCGCCGCCAUGUAAGAAGUGCCUUUCACCUUCCACCAUGAUUGUUAGACCUUCCCUAGCCACGUGGAAUUCCCCCACUAUGCCGUGGCCCCUGCUGCUGCUGCUGGCCGUGAGUGGGGCCCAGACAACCCGGCCAUGCUUCCCCGGGUGCCAAUGCGAGGUGGAGACCUUCGGCCUUUUCGACAGCUUCAGCCUGACUCGGGUGGAUUGUAGCGGCCUGGGCCCCCACAUCAUGCCGGUGCCCAUCCCUCUGGACACAGCCCACUUGGACCUGUCCUCCAACCGGCUGGAGAUGGUGAAUGAGUCAGUGUUGGCGGGGCCGGGCUACACGACGCUGGCUGGCCUGGAUCUCAGCCACAACCUGCUCACCAGCAUCUCACCCACUGCCUUUUCCCGUCUUCGCUACCUGGAGUCGCUUGACCUCAGCCACAAUGGCCUGACAGCCCUGCCAGCCGAGAGCUUCACCAGCUCACCCCUGAGCGACGUGAACCUUAGCCACAACCAGCUCCGGGAGGUCUCAGUGUCCGCCUUCACGACCCACAGUCAGGGCCGGGCACUACAUGUGGACCUCUCCCACAACCUCAUUCACCGCCUCGUGCCCCACCCCACGAGGGCCAGCCUGCCUGCGCCCACCAUUCAGAGCCUGAACCUGGCCUGGAACCGGCUCCAUGCCGUGCCCAACCUCCGAGACUUGCCCCUGCGCUACCUGAGCCUGGAUGGGAACCCUCUAGCUGUCAUUGGUCCGGGUGCCUUCACGGGGCUGGCAGGCCUUACACACCUGUCUCUGGCCAGCCUGCAGAGGCUCCCUGAGCUGGCGCCCUAUGGCUUCCGCGAGCUACCGGGCCUGCAGGUCCUGGACCUGUCAGGCAACCCCAAGCUCAACUGGGCAGGAGCUGAGGUGUUUUCAGGCCUGAGCUCCCUGCAGGAGCUGGACCUUUCGGGCACCAACCUGGUGCCCCUGCCUGAGGCACUGCUCCUCCACCUCCCGGCACUGCAGAGCGUCAGCGUGGGCCAGGAUGUGCGGUGCCGGCGCCUGGUGCGGGAGGGCGCCUACCCCCGGAGGCCUAGCUCCAGCCCCAAGGUGGCCCUGCACUGCGUAGACACCCGGGAAUCUGCUGCCAGGGGCCCCAACAUCUUGUGACAAAUGGUGUGGCCCAGGGCCACGUAACAGACUGCUGUCCUGGGCUGCCUCAGGUCCCGAGUAACUUAUGUUCAAUGUGCCAACACCAGUGGGGAGCCCGCAGGCCUAUGUGGCAGUGUCACCGCAGGAGUUGUGGGCCUAGGAGAAGCUCUGGACCUGGGAGCCACACCUAGGAGCAAAGUCUCACCCCUUUGUCUACGUUGCUUCCCCAAACCAUGAGCAGAGGGACUUCGAUGCCAAAUCAGACUCUGGUCCCCUCCUGCUUCCUUUCCCCACUUAUCCCCCAAGUGCCUUCCCUCAUGCCUGGGCCUGCCUGACCCGCAAUGGGCAGAGGGUGGGUGGGACCCCCUGCUGCAGGGCAGAGUUCAGGUCCACUGGGCUGAGUGUCCCCUUGGGCCCAUGGCCCAGUCACUCAGGGGCAUGAGUUUCUUUUCUAACAUAGCCCUUUCUUUGCCAUGAGGCCAUGAGGCCUGCUUCAUCCUUUUCUAUUUCCCUAGACCUUAAUGGUAGAAGGAAUUGCAAAGAAUCAAGUCCGCCCUUCUCAUGUGACAGAUGGGGAAACUGAGGCCUUGAGAAGGAAAAAGGCUAAUCUGAGUUCCUACAGGCAGUGGCAUGACUGGAGCACAGCCUCCUGCCUCCCAGCCCGGACCCAAUGCACUUCCUUGUCUCCUCUAAUAAGCCCCACCCUCCCCGCCUGGGCUCCCCUUGCUGCCCUUGCCUGUUCCCCAUUAGCACAGGAGUAGCAGCAGCAGGACAGGCAAGAGCCUCACAAGUGGGACUCUGGGCCUGGUGACCAGCUGUGCGGCAUGGGCUAAGUCACUCUGCCCUUUGAAGCCUCUGGAAGCUUAGGGCACGUUGGUUCCAGCCUAGCCAGUUUCUCACCCUGGGUUGGGGUCCCCCAGCAUCCAGACUGGAAACCUACCCAUUUUCCCCUGAGCAUCCUCUAGAUGCUGCCCCAAGGAGUUGCUGCAGUUCUGGAGCCUCAUCUGGCCGGGAGCUCCAAGGGGCCUCCUGGAUUCAGUCCCCACUGGCCCUGAGCACGACAGCCCUUCUUACCCUCCCAGGAAUGCCGUGAAAGGAGACAAGGUCUGCCCGACCCAUGUCUAUGCUCUACCCCCAGGGUAGCAUCUCAGCUUCCAAACCCUGGGCUGUUUCCUUAGUCUUCAUUUUAUAAAAGUUGUUGCCUUUUUAAUGGAGUGUCACUUUUCAACCCGCCUCCCCCACCCCUGCUGGCCGGGGAUGGAGACAUGUCAUUUGUAAAAGCAGAAAAAGGUUGCAUUUGUUCACUUUUGUAAUAUUGUCCUGGGCCUGUGUUGGGGUGUUGGGGGAAGCUGGGCAUCAGUGGCCACGUGGGUAUCAGGGGCUGGCCCCACAGAGACCCCACAGGGCAGUGAGCUCUGUCUUCCCCCACCUGCCUAGCCCAUCAUCUAUCUGACUGGUCCUUGAUUUAAUAAACACUAUAAAAAGUUCUUUGCUUCA